CUAGAGAUAAGCGCGCAGAGGGAAAUGAGAUGAAGUGGUUUCAAGUGACCAUAGAUAUGAUUCUUGUGCUUUCAUUUAUAUCAAGCAGCACAGCGAAUCCGGAUGCGAAGCGACUCUACGACGAUCUGCUAAGCAACUACAAUAAAUUGGUGCGUCCGGUGGUCAAUGUCACGGACGCUUUGACCGUGCGCAUCAAAUUGAAGCUAUCCCAACUGAUUGAUGUCAAUCUAAAGAAUCAAAUAAUGACCACAAACCUGUGGGUGGAGCAAUCGUGGUACGAUUACAAACUCAAAUGGGAGCCCAAAGAGUAUGGCGGCGUCGAAAUGCUACACGUGCCCUCCGACCACAUUUGGCGUCCCGACAUUGUCCUCUACAACAACGCCGAUGGCAACUUUGAGGUGACGCUGGCCACAAAGGCGACACUCAACUACACUGGACGCGUCGAGUGGCGACCGCCGGCCAUCUACAAGAGCUCCUGCGAAAUUGAUGUCGAAUACUUUCCGUUUGACGAGCAAACAUGCGUCAUGAAGUUCGGCAGCUGGACAUACGAUGGAUUCCAGGUGGAUCUGCGUCACAUCGAUGAACUGAACGGCACCAAUGUGGUCGAAGUGGGCGUGGAUCUGUCCGAGUUCUAUACGUCCGUUGAAUGGGAUAUACUUGAAGUUCCUGCAGUGCGCAAUGAAAAAUUCUAUACGUGCUGCGAUGAGCCAUAUCUGGACAUCACAUUCAACAUCACAAUGCGACGCAAGACGCUCUUCUACACGGUCAACCUGAUCAUACCCUGCAUGGGCAUCAGUUUUCUAACCAUUCUGGUCUUCUACCUGCCAUCGGACAGUGGCGAAAAGGUCUCAUUAAGCAUAUCCAUUCUGCUGUCGCUCACUGUGUUCUUCCUGCUGCUGGCGGAAAUCAUUCCGCCCACAUCGCUGGUGGUGCCGCUGCUCGGCAAAUUUGUGCUUUUCACAAUGAUACUGGAUACGUUCAGCAUCUGUGUGACAGUGCUGGUGCUGAACAUUCAUUUCCGUUCGCCACAAACGCAUACAAUGGCGCCUUGGGUGCGCACGGUGUUCAUCAAUCAGCUGCCACGUUUUCUGGUGAUGCGUCGACCGCUCUAUCCGAUCAGCGAAAUGAUCAAAUCCUCGCGUCGUCUUAUGGUGCGCACGUGCAAUGGACUCGAGCUGAGGGAUCAAAUACCACCGUUGCCACCGCCUGUGGCUCUGUCCCGCAUGCAUCACAGCCCUAAAACGACAUCGCGUAGCACAUCGCCGCAUCUGCAGCAUCGCGUGCAGACGCUCAGUCUCAUGGAUGAGCUGGGCGCAAUGGGUGGCGGUGGUGUUGGGGGCGGUGUUGGUGGCGGUGGUGGUGGUGGUGCCUCAACAAUCACCGGGCAUUUGAGCUCACUGUAUCCGCCGACCAUAUCGACGGUUAACCAGCAAACCUCGACCACAUCCUCGCUGAUUGAUGCCCAGUAUCACAAUCAGUAUCAGCAGACGGGCGGCUCGCUACUCGAUCAUCCGCUGACGCCGACCAAGUUCCGCCAGAUGACCUCGACGUCAAGCCAGACGGGCCAGGGACAGAACGGCGCCACCACCGCUCAUCAUCACUACAAUGCGGGCGCAUGCUGCGGCUCGUCGACAGGUGCAGCUGGUGGUGCGGCUGGCAAAAGCAGCUCCACAUCGACGCUGGCACAGCAUCAGGGGGGCAUUAGCAGUCAGGGCAGCCAGGCAGGGGCUGGCAGCUAUCAUCUGUAUCGUCAGCAAUCGAGUUGCUCGGCAAAUUUCUCGCCAUUGCCGCUGCAUGCGCAUCAAGCGCACGCCUCGACAACCACCUGCGAUUUGGGUUUGGGCGGCAUCCACAAUCCCAAUGUGAUAAAGUCCACAACGACGGUGAAUUCGGUGGCCACCGCCUCAACGCUCGCUGAUUCCUGCUGCAGCGGCACCAUACAAAUCCAUCAGGGCAUGGGCGCUGGCGCCGCCUGCCAAUCCUCAGAGCUGCUGCAUCAACAUCGACCCACCACAUCAGCCGCCGCGGCCGCUGCAGCCGCUGCUGCUGCUGCCGCCGCCUCAGCAGCUGGUGCCAGCACCUCAGCGGCGGCAGCUGCAGCCGCAGCAGCAGCGGCAGCAUCAGCGGCGGCAGCGGGUGGUGCAACACCGACGCCACCGCCACCGCCAGCCUGUGAUAUAUUGCCUGCCUGCCAGCGCGAGGGCGGACCCCACUGUUGUACGGGGGGACGGGGCAGCAAUGUGCGACAACGCUGGCACACCUGCCCAGAGCUCCACAAGGCCAUGGAUGGUGUCAACUAUAUUGCGGAUCAGACGCGCAAGGAGGAGGAGAGCACACGGGUCAAAGAGGACUGGAAAUACGUUGCCAUGGUGCUGGAUCGUCUCUUCCUCUGGAUAUUCACAAUAGCUGUGGUGGUGGGCACCGCCGGGAUUAUCCUGCAGGCGCCCACGCUCUACGAUACUCGCGUACCCAUUGACAUCAAGCUUUCGGAGAUUGCCUCCACGACGGCCAAGCCGAAUGUGGCGAGGCCCGUGUUGUAAAUCCCAUAAGGACGACAUCAGCACACACACUUACACACACAUACAGAGAUACAGAGAUACACGCACACACUCACUCACACAGACACGCGCAUACUUGGACAGUCUGAGGAAGUAAAAGAAGGAAGAGAAGAAAUUCGCAUUUCUUUUUUU
This is a messenger RNA of Drosophila nasuta, 2690 nucleotides long. It is a transcript of the gene nAChRalpha3, whose product is annotated as nicotinic Acetylcholine Receptor alpha3. Bases 30 to 2540 code for a protein of 836 amino acids. Gene Ontology annotation, molecular function: acetylcholine-gated monoatomic cation-selective channel activity; transmembrane signaling receptor activity. Lineage: Eukaryota; Metazoa; Arthropoda; Insecta; Diptera; Drosophilidae. Gene Ontology annotation, cellular component: postsynaptic membrane. Gene Ontology annotation, biological process: monoatomic ion transmembrane transport. The record is from RefSeq and is a predicted model, not a curated record. The transcript has 10 exons.